This is a messenger RNA of Salvia miltiorrhiza (redroot sage), 1068 nucleotides long. Its product is annotated as vacuolar protein sorting-associated protein 2 homolog 3. Gene Ontology annotation, biological process: late endosome to vacuole transport; protein transport; endosome transport via multivesicular body sorting pathway. Gene Ontology annotation, cellular component: ESCRT III complex; multivesicular body. The transcript has 11 exons. Bases 205 to 843 code for a protein of 212 amino acids. NCBI's taxonomy places the organism in Eukaryota, Viridiplantae, Streptophyta, Magnoliopsida, Lamiales, Lamiaceae. The record is from RefSeq and is a predicted model, not a curated record.
AUACAGGUAGAGAGAGAGAGGAGAGAGAAAUGGAGGGAGCGCAGAGAGAUUAAGGAAGAGGCUGCAAUUGCAAAUACCUCGGCUCGGCUCAUUCAUUCCUUAUUCCUUAAACCUUCCGCGCAUCUCUGUCUGUCUGCGGAUACAACACAAGUCGAGACAGGGUCGAUAACAACAUCAGGACUUGCAGCCGUGCGUUUCAUCAACAUGAACAUCUUCUCCAAAAAACCUACCACCAAAGAGGCGGUCCGGGAGAGUAAGCGAGAAAUGGCCAACGCUACCAGAGGCAUAGAGAAGGAGAUCAACACAUUGCAACUAGAGGAAAAGAAGCUUGUUGCUGAGAUUAAAAGAACUGCUAAAACAGGGAAUGAUGCUGCAACCAAAAUUCUUGCACGCCAGUUAAUCCGGCUUCGGCAACAAAUAGCGAACUUACAAAGUAGUCGAGCUCAGAUGAGAGGUAUAGCGACUCAUACUCAGGCGAUGUCUGCACAAACUUCUGUAGCUGUUGGUAUGAAGGGUGCCAGUAAAGCUAUGUCAGCAAUGAAUAAGCAAAUGGCCCCCACAAAACAGGCGAAGGUGAUUCAGGAAUUCCAAAGGCAAUCAGCACAAAUGGAUAUGACUACUGAAAUGAUGUCAGAUGCCAUUGACGAUGCUUUGGAUAAUGAUGAGGCUGAGGAUGAGACAGAAGAAUUGACAAAUCAGGUGCUGGAUGAAAUUGGCGUUGAUGUUGCUUCACAGUUAUCAUCCGCUCCCAAAGGAAAAAUUGCAGGGAAGAGCACUGAGGAUGCCAGCAGUUCAAACAUUGAUGAACUCGAGAAGAGGCUGGCUGCUCUCAGGAAUCCUUGAAUUGCAGUGGCAUUUCCUAAAUCAGUUGGCUGUUGCAAUUACCAUUUAAUGCCAUAGUCUACAAUUCUGUACAUAGUUGUCUUACUACUGGUGAGUGUGAGUAGCAGUUGGUCUCUCCUUUGGCUCCUAUUAAAUUUUUUCCUGGUGACAUUUUUGGGUGAAAUGUGGAGUGGUGUAGCAUCCCUGAUUUGUUUUACGAUAAUAAUAACAAUUGGCUAUCUUCGA